This is a messenger RNA of Vigna umbellata (rice bean), 1195 nucleotides long. RefSeq names its product protein VAPYRIN-like. Lineage: Eukaryota; Viridiplantae; Streptophyta; Magnoliopsida; Fabales; Fabaceae. Gene Ontology annotation, molecular function: protein binding. The record is from RefSeq and is a predicted model, not a curated record.
CGUUCACCCACCUAGCCCAAUCCCAAUCCCGCACAGAGAAUCGAGCUUUGGUAGAUGGAGGAGGCACUGGUGGAAGUGUGCGAACCCGCAGAAGUGCGCAUACAGUUCGCACUCGACUGCAAAUGCCGAGCCACGGUGCGGCUUCGCUCUCUAAACCCAACCGCACCAGUGGCCUUCAAGAUCCAAACCUCAUCGCCAAAAAAGUUUCUGGUUAACCCACCGAGUGGACUCAUUCCCCCUUUAUCCUUCGCCACCUUCAAAGUCAUCCUUAAGCCGCAGUCCCAUCUCCCUCGCUCCUUCCCUCGCUCCCCCUCAGACCGCUUCCUCGUGAAAACCGCCGAGUUCCCCGCGAACUCGUCCGUGUCCACUCACCCCGAGUCCAUCAACUCGUGGUUCGCCUCUCGCCCCUACGGAUUCAAAACUCGGGACAUCAAACUCAAGGUUGCUUUCGUGGGGCCCCUCCUCCUUAACGAUGCCGUCACGCGUGGAGACCUUGACGCCGUUAGAAACUUGAUCAAACGACAGCGUUCCAUGCUCGCGGAUUUGUCACCCGCCGAAGCAGAAUCGCUCCUCGGCGCCGCCACAAAGCUGCUGAAGCCGGACGACAUGGUUCACCUCCUCCUGGAAGCCGGCUUGAGAAUAGUCCCCAGCCCCAACGCCUCCGAUGAAGUACACGUGGCAGAAGAUGCCAACACAAAUAAAGAAGUGGUGGAACUGGGAGAAGCAAUAUUCGAGGCUUCGAGGAACGGAGAGGCGAAUGAAGUGAAGGCACUGCUGCGAAAAGGUGGUGGGAGUGUGAAGUAUCGCGAUCAGUACGGUUUGACGGCGCUUCAUGCUGCGGCUUUUAAAGGGCACAAGGAUGUGAUGACGGUGCUUGUUGAAUUAGAAGGUUUGGACUUGGAAUGUGAAGACGAGGAAGGUCACGUGCCCUUGCAUAUGGCGGUGGAGAGCGGCGAUGUAGGGACGGUGCAAGUAUUGGUUGAGAAGGGUGUGAACCUUAAUGUUGUGAAUAAGAGGGGUGCUACCCCUUUGUACAUGGCCAAAAUUUGGGGACACCAUGAUAUCUGCGAAUUGCUUCUUAACAGGGGAGCCUUUUAUUCUCUGACUUCCACUUAGGAAUUGAAUUUUGAACUAUCUUGUGGUUUAAAAUAUAUGUAAACGUUUCAUAACUAUAACUAUAUAACUAUAUAACUAU